Molecule: messenger RNA, 897 nt
Organism: Hansenula ciferrii
Lineage: Eukaryota; Fungi; Ascomycota; Saccharomycetes; Phaffomycetales; Wickerhamomycetaceae
Product: SDR family oxidoreductase
Exons: 1
Coding region: 1-897 (298 amino acids)
Source: RefSeq, a predicted model, not a curated record
AUGACAAAAUAUUUCGUUACAGGUGGUACUGGCUAUCUCGGACAAGCAUUAGUUGAUGAUUUAUUAGCAAAUGGUCAUCAAGUUUUAGCAUUAGCAAGAUCUGAUGAAUCUGCUAAAAAAUUACAAGAUAAAGGAUGUGAAGUUCAUAGAGGUGAUCUUGAAGAUUUAGAAUCAUUAAAACAAGGUGCUAGAAAAGCAGAUGGUACUUUACAUUUAGGUUUUAUUCAUGAUUUCACAAGAUAUGAAGAAUGUUGUAAAAUUGAUUUUGAAGCUACAAAAGCUAUGAUUGAAGAAUAUCAAGGUACUGAUAAACCAUUUGUUUAUACAACUGAUUUGAUGACAAUGCCAUCAUCAAUUGGUGUUAAACAAUAUGAAUAUGAUUGGCCAAAACCUGAUUGUGAUUAUCAAAGAACUAAAAAUGAAAUUUUUGCACUUGAAUCAUCUACAAAAUAUGGUACAAAGACUAUUGUGGUUAGAUUACCACCUUCAGUUCAUGGACCUGGUGAAAUUGCAUUAAUUCCAGAUUUAAUCAAUACUGAUAAAAAACUUGGACAUUCAGUUUAUCUUGAUGAAGGUGAAGUUAGAUGGUCAGCAGUUCAUAAAAAUGAUGCAGCUUCAGCAUUUAGAUUAGCUAUUGAAAAAGGUUCAAAAGGUUCAGUUUAUCAUGCUGUUCAUGAUGAGGGAAUUAAAUCAAUUGAUUUAGCUAAAGUUAUUAGUGAAAAAUUUAAAUUACCUUUAAAAUCAUAUGCAAUGGAAUCAGCUGAAAAAGAUUUAGGAUUCUUAGGUUAUGCUUAUAAAAAAAAUAUGUGGGUAUCAAAUGAAAAAACUAUAUCUGAAUUAGGUUGGGUUCCAAAAGAAUUGAAUCUUUUAGAAGAUAUUAAGCAAAACUAUAACUAG